AUGGCUCCGAAAGGAGGCAAGGGAGGGGGAGGCGGUGGUGGUAAAUCUGGUGGUGGAAUCAGCGCGAGCUGUCCCGGCGCAUUCAAAAUGUCGUACCUAUCAACUCCAAUACCUUUUUUCGUGUCUUAUUGUGUCUUUUUCCUGGUCAUACUCUUCAUUAUGAUUGGUAUCGGAAAGGUGAAGAAGAACUAUCCCCAAUCGAGGAAACUGCUCGGUGGGGUAUAUGGCGUAGCACAGCUGUGCUUCCUCAUUGGCUACGCUCUGAUAAUCAUCGCAACCAUGCUCAAGGAAUGCGCAACCACGGACUACUCCUCCUACUUUUCAUGGCAAAUUGCAUUCGGAAUCUUCUUUAGGCUCGGCUACUUCAUUCUCCUCGUCGUCUUCUUCUGGGGCGUCAACAGCCAUUUAGCAGUACCUCUCGGCGGCACUCCUACCUACUAUAAGAUCAUAAGCGGAGUUGUUCUGGGCUUUAUUGGCAUUCUAACUGUGGCUGUCACUGGUCUUUCUGCGUACAACAGCUGGACCGCAACAGACGCCGGGUCGAACGCAGAAUCAGUUAUCAGUCCUUUCAAAGGUCUUUUAGUCGCCUAUUUGGUCUUCUUCCUUCUUUCUAUCUUCGCUGGAUUCGCGCUUAUGGUCGUUUCCAUUUCUCAAAUGCGCUCAAAAGGCAUACCCACCCAUGGACUCAUGGGAUGGGCCGGUUUUGCCACCUUUUGCAUGUUCAUCUGGGUCCUCUUCUAUCUGGUCGAAGCCAUUGCAGCCGUCAUGGACAAAUACUUCGACCAGGGGAAGGCCUGGGACCAGCAGCGCACAUACCAAGCCUUUGAAUACAUCGAAGAUCUCUUCCAAGCCCUCUCCUUCAUCGCCAUCCUCUGCAUCGCAAAGCAUCGAGCCUUUGCUAAUCCUGCCGCUGCGGUCCCGCAGCCAAUGUACAACGCCGCUCCGACAUACCAGUCCGUUCCUCAACAGCCAGAAUACCAGAAGGAAGCAGUCGCGCAGCAGCAACACGUUUACCAACAUCAGCAGAUGCCGAAUGCUCAGAACCAGCAGUAUCAAUACUUGAAUCCGGCAACAGGACAACCAUAUUAUUAUCAGCAGCAGCAGCAGCAGCAGCCGGUGUAUAGUAACGCGGUGCCGAUGAGUGCACCGAGUCCGGAGGUUACGAAUUCGAAAUAA
Lindgomyces ingoldianus is the source of this 1176-nucleotide messenger RNA. RefSeq lists its product as uncharacterized. The record is from RefSeq and is a predicted model, not a curated record. Bases 1 to 1176 code for a protein of 391 amino acids. Lineage: Eukaryota; Fungi; Ascomycota; Dothideomycetes; Pleosporales; Lindgomycetaceae. The transcript has 3 exons.